AUGUCCAUUCAGACGGGUUGGCAGCAGAUUCUCAAAGGCAUGAUGGCGUCAGGGGAUCGCCAAGAACUUCAAUUCGCUCCCCUGGAACAGAAGUUUGUGCCUUCUUUUUCAGAUUCAGAAGAGGUUGAUGAUGCAGCUGAAGAAGAUGGCAAGAAGCGGGAGUCCCAAUCCCAGGAUGACGCAGCCCAUGCAGCAAAGCGAGUGAAAACGGAGAAAGCUGCUUCCACGCAGGACCCAUCCACUGCAGUGAAGGGAGAGGAUGAUGAAGUUCAAGAAGUAGAGAAAAGUUUUGUUGAAGCCUUGGAGGAAGAGGUGGAACACUUUCUGCAGGAAAGAGAUCAGGAGGCGGUGUCAGGGUCGCCAUCCUUUCUUUCGGACAAUGAGGAAGUGAAGGAAGUUAGGCCCACCGUGAAAGUUGUUCUCUUGAGAGGCAAAGGCUUGGUCACCUUGGAGAAUGUUGUCCAGUAUGCUUUGUACAAGGCUGGUUUGUACAAGUACUAUGUGGAUCGAUGCGUGGGGAAAACUCUGGAGGCACUUGACUUCGAGGAACUGACGGCAUUGAUCGAGCAAGCCAAGAAGCAUUCUCAGCUCAUUUCGUUCAUGAAACAGACGCACCAGCGUGAAGAUGUACCCCCCGACUGGAUUCGUUGCUUUGGCUCUGCAGAAGAGACUGCUGGUGACGAGCUUCGUUUUUUUGUGAUGUGGCUUGCUUAUGAUUCGCUGGACGCCAUGGAUGGCAAGGAUGCUGAAUCUGCUUUGGAAAAGGCAGGGGCCCCUUCAGGCACUUCAGGCCCUGAAGUUGGGUCGAUUGAGCCAAAGGAGUCCAUCGAGAAGUCAGAAGUUGCCAAGGAUGGCAAGAAUUGCACGGAUGCUGAAGCUGCUUUGGAAAAGGCAGGGGCCCCUUCAGGCCCUGAAGUUUCAGAAGCAGAGCCAAAGGAGUCGAUUGAGAAGUCAGAAGUUGCCAAGGAUGGCAAGAAUUCCACGGAUGCUGAAGCUGCUUUGGAAAAGGCAGGGGCCCCUUCAGGCACUUCAGGCCCUGAAGUUUCAGAAGCAGCCAAUGUUGAGGAGAUGAAGGGGUCGAUUGAGCCAAAGGAGAAAUCAAACGUUGCACAUGAUCCCGAAGCCACAGUUCUUGCACAACCAGAUGCGCCAAAGGAGGCAAGUACGGUUGAGGUUCAGGCUGACGCCUCACUGACCUCACCUUCGGCCGCAGCUUCCCUUGAGAAGGAAACAUGCAAAGGUUCAGAUUCAGAAGCAACGAUUGCAGAUGAGGCCACUGGUGUGCAGUCUCAACGGCCAGUUUCUUCAGAACUCGAGGCUGGACCGGCUAUGGAAGUACAGCGUGAUGUUGCCCCAAAGGAGCCCGAGCCUGCUGAGUCCUCAGCGCCAGUCAAUCCGAAGAAGAUGGAAAAGGAAGAGGGUGAAAAGAAGGAGGGCGCUCAUCCGGGCCGCUCGCAUUUGGCAUUUGGAGAACAAGGGCAAUGA
Messenger RNA from Cladocopium goreaui, 1485 nucleotides. NCBI's taxonomy places the organism in Eukaryota, Dinophyceae, Suessiales, Symbiodiniaceae. The record is from the annotation of a GenBank genome assembly.